Eruca vesicaria subsp. sativa (arugula) is the source of this 1501-nucleotide messenger RNA. Lineage: Eukaryota; Viridiplantae; Streptophyta; Magnoliopsida; Brassicales; Brassicaceae. The record is from the annotation of a GenBank genome assembly.
AGAGUCGCGAGAGGUUUUUGGUUUCAUAUCUCUCAUCCAUUCACAAAUCGAUUUUCACACAGAUUACUUCUUCUUAUCCUUUCGUCUUCUUCAUCUUCUUCUUUAGUGUUUGGAAUGUCUUAUGAUGAGAUGCUUGCUGCUGCCAAGAAAGCCGUCUCUCUCGCUGCUCGUCUCAGUAACGAAGUGAGGAAAUCUCUGUUGGUAUCUGACGUUUGGAACAAAUCAGAUGAUAGUCCUGUUACUGUUGCUGACUAUGGUGCUCAAGCUGUGGUUAGCCUUGUUCUUGAAAGGGAACUCAAGAACGAACCUGUGUCUUUAGUCGCUGAAGAGGAUUCUGCUGAGCUGAGGAAAGUUGCUGCUGAGACUGUUUUGGCACGUAUUACAGAGCUUGUUAAAGAUACUCUUGCCACUGAUGAGUCCUAUGCUGCUUCUUCUUUGACUUCUGAUGAUGUUCUCAAGGCCAUUGACUCUGGCAAAUCUGAAGGAGGUCCCAAGGGUCGUCACUGGAUCUUGGAUCCUAUUGGUGGCACCAGAGGGUUUAUAAGAGGAGAACAAUAUGCAAUAGGAUUAGCAUUGUUGGUGGAAGGCAAAAUAGCGCUUGGUGUAAUGGCUUGUCCUAAGCUUCCUUUAGCCUCAACUGCUGGCAGCAACACACAGAAGACUUCACCUGAAAAAGUGGGUUGCCUUUUCUUUGGUGCUGUUGGCACUGGAGCUUAUGUACAGUCACUCAACGCUCUCGACGCUCCUCCUGUGAAGGUGGAGGUAAGUAGCAAUGAUGAUCCGGCAAAAGCGAGUUUCUUUGAGUCAUACCACACACCUGUCCCUAUUCAUAACACCAUUGCUAAAAAACUGGGGAUAAAGGAGUCUCCAAUAAAGAUCAACAGCCAGACUAAGUAUGCAGCUUUAUCUAGAGGUGAUGGAGAGGUGUACUUGAGGUUUACCCGCAAAGCUAGACCCGAAUCAAUAUGGAAUCACGCUGCUGGAUCAAUCCUAGUUUCAGAAGCUGGAGGGAUAGUGACUGAUGCAGCAGGGAGUCCAUUGGAUUUUUCGAAAGGGAAGUAUCUUGAUUACAAGAGAGGGAUUGUUGUCACGACGCAGAAGCUGUUGCCAAGGCUGUUGAAAGCGGUGAGGGAAUCACUUAAAGAAGAGGAAGAGGAAGAAGAGAAAGCUGCUUCUUUGAAACUUCACUGACAAGCAACUGUAAUAUACCUUGUUACUGUACUCUCUCUCUGGGGAUCUCUGUGUUUUUCUCAGACUAUUAUCAUUGGAAAAAAAAAUUAAAACUCGACUCUGAUAUAUAAUAAACACUAAUUCUCUUUUGAAUAUAGUUUUCCUAAUUGUUUAUUUUUAAUUAUCUGAAUUAUGAAAGUAGUAUGUGAAUGUAAUUUGAACAACUUUUGGGAUGAUUUGUGAAGAUAGAGGAAUCUUGGGGGAGAAAGUGAAAAUGUGUACGUAGCUAACUGAUUGCAAGUUUGCAACGCAUCUAUUUUUGUAAUCGCGA